Messenger RNA from Helianthus annuus (common sunflower), 915 nucleotides. RefSeq lists its product as uncharacterized. The coding region runs from base 1 to 915 and encodes 304 amino acids. Gene Ontology annotation, molecular function: catalytic activity. The record is from RefSeq and is a predicted model, not a curated record. Lineage: Eukaryota; Viridiplantae; Streptophyta; Magnoliopsida; Asterales; Asteraceae. The transcript has a single exon.
AUGAAUAUUAGGGGGUUGGGGUCCGAUAAUAAAAGCAGUUGGGUUCGGAGUCUUAGAAACAAUAAUGAGGUGGGUUUUGUCAUGCUACAGGAGACGCAAUUUAUUUCCGUCGACGGUUUAGAUAUGGGGAGGUUUGGGGGGAAUAAUGAUUUUCAUUAUGAGUGGGUUGCUUCUUCUGGGCGUUCAGGAGGAUUAGUUUCUAUAUGGGAUCCGAAGAGACUUGUGAACACGGUGGUGGUAAAGCAUGCUAAUUUUUUGAUCGUUUCGGGUACCAUUAAGGAUAAUGGCAAGUUUGUGUCAUGUGUUAAUGCUUAUAUUCCUCAUAAUUUGAAUGAUAAGCGUCGGGUUUGGAAUGUUAUGAGGACUGCGAUUGGGUCCGGUGAGCAUUAUGUGGUGGUGGGGGGUGAUUUCAAUUGUGUGCGUCACAAAGACGAAAGAAGAAAUUCUAAGUUCAACGCGGUGGCUUCGGAGGAAUUUAAUGACUUUAUUGAAGAUAUUGGAGUUUGCGAGUAUGCUCUACGUGGUCGUAAGUUUACAUUCUGUGCUGGGAACAAAUUAAGUCGCAUUGACCGCAUUUUUGUUUCUUCUAAUUUUUUUAAUGAGUGGCCCAACGCGGAGUACCGGGCGCUUCCUCGAGAGUACUCGGACCAUUGUCCGUUAAUCCUUAAGGUGGUGUCUAGAAAUUUUGGAGCGAAACCAUUCCGCUUUUUCAAUUCAUGGUUAUGUCGGGAAGGUAUCGAGGAGGUGGUCUCUAGGGCGUUGUCUUUAGAAGACGAGUUGGGUGGUAAGCCGGAUGAACAGUUUAUGAACAAACUGAAAAGAGUCAAAUGUGGUAUUAAAAAUUGGCUCAAGGUUGUUAAGUUUAAAGAAAGGGAGGAGGAAGAUUGCUUGAAAAAAGAGGUGUUCGAUUUAUAG